Gracilinanus agilis (Agile Gracile Mouse Opossum) is the source of this 309-nucleotide messenger RNA. RefSeq names its product RAB3D, member RAS oncogene family (gene RAB3D). The transcript is spliced from 3 exons. Lineage: Eukaryota; Metazoa; Chordata; Mammalia; Didelphimorphia; Didelphidae. The coding region runs from base 52 to 309 and encodes 85 amino acids. Gene Ontology annotation, molecular function: GTP binding; GTPase activity. Gene Ontology annotation, cellular component: plasma membrane; synaptic vesicle; endosome. Gene Ontology annotation, biological process: protein localization to plasma membrane; regulation of exocytosis; protein secretion. The record is from RefSeq and is a predicted model, not a curated record.
CAGAGGAUCCCUCUUUUUCCAGCUCCAUCUGUGUGUGGGGACCACACUGGGAUGAUGGCCUCAGCUGGAGACCCACACAUUGCCCAGAAAGAUGCCGCUGACCAGAAUUUUGACUACAUGUUCAAGCUGCUUAUUAUUGGGAACAGCAGUGUGGGGAAGACCUCCUUCUUGUUCCGAUAUGCCGAUGAUUCUUUCACCUCAGCUUUUGUCAGUACCGUGGGCAUUGACUUCAAAGUUAAGACUGUCUACCGAAAUGAGAAGCGGGUCAAACUGCAGAUCUGGGAAGUUACUAUGGAAAUGGAAGAAUGA